Molecule: messenger RNA, 3193 nt
Organism: Chrysochloris asiatica (Cape golden mole)
Lineage: Eukaryota; Metazoa; Chordata; Mammalia; Afrosoricida; Chrysochloridae
Gene: VPS39
Product: vacuolar protein sorting 39 homolog (S. cerevisiae)
Exons: 25
Coding region: 133-2760 (875 amino acids)
Biological process (GO): endosomal vesicle fusion; intracellular protein transport; autophagy
Cellular component (GO): cytoplasm; membrane
Molecular function (GO): protein binding
Source: RefSeq, a predicted model, not a curated record
GAUGAUGGCUCUAUUGCCGAUGGUCUUGUAGCUAAGUGGUUCCGUGGCCGGAUCUGGGUCUGCUUUUGCCAGGGUCUGGGCUCGGCCCGCCCCUCGGGUGAGACGACGGUGACGCUGACUCUCCUCGCCGCCAUGCACGACGCCUUCGAGCCUGUGCCUAUUCUAGAAAAGCUGCCUCUGCAGAUCGACUGUCUUGCUGCCUGGGAGGAGUGGCUUCUUGUGGGAACCAAGCAAGGACAUCUUCUUCUCUAUAGGAUUCGAAAGGAUGUUGGUUGCAACAGGUUUGAAGUGACACUAGAGAAAUCCAAUAAGAAUUUCUCCAAAAAGAUCCAGCAGAUCCAUGUGGUUUCCCAGUUUAAGAUUCUGGUCAGCCUAUUAGAAAAUAACAUUUAUGUCCAUGACCUAUUGACAUUUCAACAAAUCACUACGGUGUCAAAAGCAAAGGGGGCAUCCCUGUUCACCUGUGACCUCCAGCACACAGAGACUGGUGAGGAGGUGUUACGGAUGUGUGUGGCAGUGAAAAAGAAGCUGCAACUCUAUUUUUGGAAGGACAGAGAAUUUCAUGAAUUGCAGGGGGACUUUAGUGUACCAGAUGUGCCCAAGUCCAUGGCAUGGUGUGGAAAUUCUAUCUGUGUGGGUUUCAAGAGAGACUACUACCUAAUACGGGUGGAUGGAAGGGGGUCCAUCAAAGAACUCUUUCCAACAGGAAAACAGCUGGAGCCCUUAGUUGCACCUGUGGCAGAUGGAAAAGUAGCCGUGGGUCAAGAUGAUCUCACCGUGGUGCUGGAUGAGGAGGGGAUUUGCACCCAGAAAUGUGCCCUGAACUGGACAGACAUACCAGUUGCCAUGGAGCACCAGCCUCCCUACAUCAUUGCAGUGUUGCCUCGAUAUGUAGAGAUCCGAACACUUGAGCCAAGGCUUCUGGUACAGAGCACUGAAUUGCAGAAGCCCCGUUUCAUUACUUCGGGAGGAUCAAACAUCAUCUAUGUGGCCAGCAAUCAUUUUGUUUGGAGACUCAUUCCUGUCCCCAUGGCAACCCAAAUCCAACAGCUUCUCCAGGACAAGCAGUUUGAAUUGGCUCUGCAGCUGGCAGAAAUGAAAGAUGAUUCUGACAGUGAAAAGCAGCAACAGAUCCAUCACAUCAAGAACUUAUAUGCCUUCAACCUCUUCUGUCAGAAGCGCUUUGAUGAGUCCAUGGAGGUGUUUGCUAAGCUUGGAACAGAUCCCACCCAUGUGAUGGGCCUGUACCCAGACCUUCUGCCCACCGACUACAGGAAGCAGCUGCAGUAUCCUAACCCAUUGCCCAUGCUCUCUGGGGCUGAACUGGAGAAGGCUCACUUAGCUCUGAUUGACUACCUGACACAGAAGCGAAGCCAGCUGGUAAAGAAGCUGAAUGGCUCUGAUCACCAGUCUAGCACCUCCCCACUCAUGGAAGGGACUCCCACCAUCAAGUCCAAGAGGAAGCUGUUGCAGAUCAUUGACACCACCCUCCUCAAGUGCUACCUCCACACAAACGUGGCCCUGGUGGCCCCCUUGCUGCGCCUAGAGAACAAUCACUGUCACAUUGAAGAGAGCGAGCAUGUGCUGAAGAAGGCGCACAAGUACAGUGAACUGAUCAUCCUGUACGAGAAGAAGGGCCUUCACGAGAAAGCUCUGCAGGUGCUGGUGGACCAGUCCAAGAAAGCCAACUCCCCUCUGAAAGGCCACGAGAGGACAGUGCAGUACCUUCAACAUCUGGGCACAGAAAACCUGCAUUUGAUUUUUUCCUACUCAGUGUGGGUGCUGAGAGACUUCCCAGAAGAUGGCCUGAAGAUAUUUACUGAAGAUCUCCCAGAGGUGGAGUCUCUGCCGCGGGAUCAAGUGCUCGGCUUCUUAACAGAGAAUUUUAAAGGCCUGGCGAUUCCUUAUCUGGAACACGUCAUCCACGUUUGGGAGGAGACAGGCUCUCGGUUCCACAACUGCUUGAUCCAGCUGUACUGUGAGAAGGUGCAAGCUCUGAUGAAGGAGUAUCUCCUGUCCUUCCCCACAGGCAAAACUCCCGUCCCUGCUGGAGAGGAAGAGGGAGAGCUGGGAGAAUACAGGCAGAAGCUGCUCAUGUUCUUGGAAAUUUCCUGCUACUAUGAUCCAGGCCGGCUCAUUUGUGAUUUUCCUUUUGAUGGCCUCUUAGAAGAGCGAGCUCUCCUCUUGGGACGCAUGGGGAAACAUGAACAAGCCCUCUUCAUCUAUGUCCAUGUCUUGAAGGAUACCAGGAUGGCUGAGGAGUACUGCCACAAGCACUAUGACCCAAACAAAGAUGGCAACAAAGAUGUGUAUCUGUCCUUGCUGCGGAUGUACCUGUCACCCCCCAGCGCUCACUGCCUGGGGCCAAUCAAGCUGGAGCUGCUGGAGCCACAAGCCAACCUCCAGGCCGCCUUGCAGGUCCUUGAGUUGCACUACAGCAAACUGGAUACCACCAAGGCCCUCAACCUUCUACCAGCAAACACUCAGAUUAAUGAUAUACGCAUCUUUCUGGAAAAGGUCUUAGAAGAAAAUGCACAAAAGAAGCGGUUCAAUCAAGUACUCAAGAACCUUCUCCAUGCUGAGUUCCUGAGGGUCCAGGAAGAGCGGAUUUUACAUCAGCAGGUGAAGUGCAUCAUCACAGAGGAGAAGGUGUGCAUGGUGUGUAAGAAGAAGAUAGGGAACAGCGCAUUUGCAAGAUACCCCAAUGGAGUGGUCGUGCAUUACUUCUGUUCUAAAGAAGUGAAUCCGGCUGACACCUGAGCCCAGCAUGUUAAGGAUCACAGAUGGACAGCUCACCCUCCCAGAGGAUGAAGGAGUGCCCGGCCUCAGGGAUCGGGGGCUGCCACCCUCGGGUGUCUCAUUUGCACACUACGGGACACCUUGCACCCUGGAGCAUCUCUGAAUUUAUCAGACUUGUGGUCAGGCAUUGCCAGCUUUUUAAUAGACAAAGGGAUUCGUUACACUUUAUACCAUUAUGUUGCGGGCAAUUCCAGAUAAUUUAUUUACUACUCACUUGGACAGGAGAAGGUGGGGGAAGUGUACUAUCUUGCCUUUGCAUCCCGAUCACCUGAAUAAGAAAACUUCUCAAGUGUUUGUAACCAAGGAUAGUUUAUGUAGUUUUUCUACUAAGUGCAUGCCUUCACAAGGGCCCCUCAGCAUGGCUGACUGGAGAGUCCUUUGAGAGAACAGCACU